Messenger RNA from Olea europaea var. sylvestris, 3436 nucleotides. Its product is annotated as homeobox-leucine zipper protein MERISTEM L1-like. Lineage: Eukaryota; Viridiplantae; Streptophyta; Magnoliopsida; Lamiales; Oleaceae. The coding region runs from base 868 to 3051 and encodes 727 amino acids. The transcript is spliced from 13 exons. Gene Ontology annotation, molecular function: lipid binding; DNA binding. The record is from RefSeq and is a predicted model, not a curated record.
AAAUGCUAUCGAGUCCUCUCAAUACGCUCUGCAAUAACUCCUCCACUUCCACAUCUUCACUAACUCUUCCGUCUUCCAUCUUCCAUCUUCCAUCUUCCUUCUUCCUCACCCUCUCGCUCUCGCUCUCAACUUUUAUCCGCUCUUUUUUCUUUCAAUCCCUUUCACUUCCAUGUCCUAACUAUUCUUAAAUUCGUUUCACAAGAAAAGCAUUCUUUGCAAUAAACCUCAAAACCACUUUUCACAGUGCUAAUCAAAUUCUGCUUUUUAAUCAACCCUUUGACCUUAAAACCAGAUCUGACCUACUUUGCUUGUCUCUAACCCUAAAACCUGGAUAUGGUUUUCUAGGGUUUCUAUCAACUUGCAAGAACAAGAGAGAAUAGAGACGAGUAAAACUCAACCGAAAUAUUCGUCGGCGUUAAAUAGAAAUGCCAGAUUGAAAUAUUGCCAUUGUCAAAGGCUUCGCACUCUGUCAACUCGGUAAUGCUCAUUUUAGUUCUUUAAUGGGCAUGUAAGGACAGACGAAAAAAAAGUCCUGUUUGAAAAGCCACUAACCAAAAUUAACUUUCAGUCUGUCUGUUGUUACAUGUAACCAUCCCAUAUUUUUUGGUCAGACACUGCCAAAGAAUCUGUUAAUCUCAACGCAGUAUAUACUUUCUAAAAUCCAAAACCAAAACCAAAACCGAAAAGCUAAACCCAGUUUUAGAGGGAGAAAUAUAGAGAGACAGAGAAGUUUCUAGGGUUUCUUGGUGAAGAUGAUGUGCAGCUUCAAGGUCAUACGAGGAGGUCUCACGGCAUGAAUUUUUUGAGUCUAGUCUGGAAGUUUACAAAAAGCUGAUUGCAACUUUUUAAGUUUGUAAUAAGAGCAUCAUGAUGUUUCAACCAAACAUGUUUGAUAGCCACCAUUCCUUGCUGGAUAUGAGUCAUAAAUCACCCGAAAAUGAGAUGGACCUUAUUAGGGAUGACGAAUUCGAGAGCAAAUCAGUGACUGAUAUCAUGGAAGCCCCCUCUGGAGAUGAUGGAGAUCCAAAUCAACGCCCCAAAAAGAAGCGUUAUCAUCGCCACACCCAGCAUCAAAUCACAGAAAUGGAAGCGUUUUUUAAGGAAUGCCCUCACCCGGAUGAUAAACAAAGGAAAGAGCUUGGACGUCAAUUGGGGUUGGAGCCUUUACAAGUUAAAUUUUGGUUUCAAAACAAGCGCACUCAGAUGAAGUCUCAACAUGAGCGGCACGAGAACACGCAACUGAGGAAUGAAAACGAGAAGCUUCGUGCAGAAAACAUAAGGUAUAAAGAAGCUCUUAGCAAUGCUGCUUGUCCCAACUGCGGAGGACCAGCUGCCAUUGGCGAGAUGUCAUUUGAUGAGCAGCAUUUGAGGAUAGAGAAUGCUCGCUUAAGGGAAGAGAUUGAUAGGAUAUCCGGAAUUGCAGCAAAGUAUGUUGGGAAACCUAUGCUUUCUUAUGCACAUAUUUCUCCUGGAUCAUCUCGUUCACUUGAUCUUGGAUCGGGGAAUUUUGGGCCUCAGACAGGCAUGCCUGGUGAGAUAUAUGGUGCAUCUGACCUUCUUAGGUCAGUCUCUGGGCCAACUGAUGCCAACAAGCCCAUGAUCAUUGAGUUGGCUGUUGCUGCAAUGGAGGAAUUGAUCCGAAUGGCCCAAUCCGGAGAGCCUUUAUGGAUACCUAGCACGGACAAUUCUGCUGAGACUUUGAGUGAAGAGGAAUAUAUCCGGACAUUCCCUCGUGGGAUUGGGCCAAAGCCCUUGGGAUUGAAAUCUGAGGCAUCUCGAGAGUCUGCUGUUGUGAUAAUGAAUCACAUCAGCUUGGUUGAGAUUCUGAUGGACGCGAAUCAAUGGACAAGCGUGUUCUCCAGCAUUGUGUCAAGAGCAAUGACUGUUGAAGUUUUAUCAACUGGAGUAGCAGGCAACUAUAAUGGAGCUUUACAAGUGAUGACUGCUGAGUUCCAGGUCCCUUCCCCAUUGGUUCCAACUCGCGAAAACUAUUUUGCGAGAUACUGCAAACAAAAUGGUGAUGGGACUUGGGCUGUGGUAGAUGUUUCUUUGGACAAUCUAAGAGCUACCUCUAUAUCUCGGUGUAGACGAAGGCCAUCUGGUUGUUUGAUCCAAGAAUUACCAAAUGGUUACUCAAAGGUUAUAUGGGUGGAACAUGUUGAGGUGGAUGAUAGAUCUGUUCACAGCAUCUACAAACCACUGGUCAAUUCCGGUCUCGCUUUUGGGGCAAGACGCUGGGUAGCCACAUUGGAUAGACAAUGUGAACGUCUUGCAAGUGUAAUGGCCAAUAACAUUUCAGCAGGAGAUGUUGGGGUGAUAUCUUCUCCAGAAGGUAGAAAGAGUAUGUUGAAGCUGGCAGAAAGAAUGGUAAUGAGCUUCUGCACUGGUGUCGGUGCUUCAACUGCACACACAUGGACAACAAUGUCAGGAAGUGGAGCUGAUGAUGUUAGGGUUAUGACCAGAAAGAGCGUGGAUGAUCCAGGCAGGCCUCCUGGUAUUGUUCUAAGUGCUGCUACUUCAUUUUGGCUCCCAGUUCCACCAAAAAGAGUUUUCGACUUUCUUCGUGAUGAGAAUUCAAGAAAUGAGUGGGAUAUUCUUUCAAAUGGAGGCCUUGUUCAAGAAAUGGCACAUAUUGCAAAUGGCCGUGAUCCGGGCAAUUCUGUCUCGUUACUGCGUGUCAAUAGUGCAAACUCAAGCCAAAGCAAUAUGCUGAUACUACAAGAGAGUUGUACUGAUUCAACAGGCUCCUAUGUUAUCUAUGCUCCAGUUGAUAUUGUUGCCAUGAAUGUGGUCUUAAGUGGCGGUGAUCCGGACUAUGUUGCUCUCUUACCAUCUGGUUUCGCUAUACUUCCUGAUGGACCUACAAAUCUGGCCGGAGGGAUUAAUGCUGAGGUUGGGUCCGGUGGAUCAUUACUCACCGUUGCCUUUCAGAUACUGGUAGACUCGGUUCCAACUGCAAAACUUUCUUUGGGUUCAGUGGCAACUGUUAAUAGCCUCAUCAAGUGCACCGUUGAAAGGAUCAAGGGUUCUGUGCUGUGCGACUGUGCAUGACCUAAACGUCUGCUUUUUGAUUAGACUUGAAAUGAAGAACAAAGGGGAAGGACGGAUAUGUUUACCAUAGGAUGUGAGAGAAAGGGAAAGAAGUCAAGAACGCACCUUGUAUGAUCCUUGCUGUGUAGUGUAAAUUAUCUUGGAUGAAGAAAGCAUCUUGAGUUUCACCACGCAGCAAGGUUAAUAUAGGUUCGGGUAUUGACUAGACAAAGAGCUUUAAGUGUAUUAAACUCAUUUGUAUCUUUGUUUUGCAUCAACGUCAGGGUACUUUUUUUCUUUUAGUAGUUGUUUCUUUUGGAAGAGGCUUAGUUAGCAGACUGGAACUUCAAUCUGGAUUUUAUCUAACAAUGUUUUCCUUUAAAAGUGAAUUCUUGCUUUAGUAACA